Messenger RNA from Triticum urartu, 1879 nucleotides. Lineage: Eukaryota; Viridiplantae; Streptophyta; Magnoliopsida; Poales; Poaceae. The record is from RefSeq and is a predicted model, not a curated record.
CGCAGCCACAACGCCAAACGCGCACGCACACGCACACACUACCAUAAAAGCAGAGCCGAGCGCACGCGCGCGAAAGGAGCUCGGGAAAGCCCCGAUCGAUGUUCUUCCUCAUGGUCGCGGGCGCGGGCGCGGGUUCGACCACGUGUCACGUCGCGGCGCACGCCCUGGCGAGCCCGGUGGCCGCCGUCUUCUUCGCCUCGGCCGUGUGCACGCUGGCCCUCGCCGUGCUCCUGGGCUCCAUGCGGCUGCGGCCGCCGUGGUGGUGCGCGUGCGCGGUGUGCGAGGCCUACCUGACGGCGUCGUGGACGGGCGAGUUCGACAACCUCUGCGACUGGUUCGCCCACCUGCUGCGCCGCGAGCCCGGGCGGACCGUGCACGUGCACGUCCUCGGCAACGUGCUCACCGCCAACCCGGCCACCGUCGAGCACAUGCUCCGCGGCCGGUUCGACAACUACCCCAAGGGCGCGCCCUUCUCCGCCAUCCUCGCCGACUUCCUCGGCCGCGGCAUAUUCAACGUCGACGGCGACUCCUGGCUCUUCCAGCGCAAGCUCGCCGCCGCCGAGCUCGCGUCCCCGGCGAUCCGCGCCUUCACGGCCAGCGUCGUUGCCUCCGAGCUGAGGUGCCGCCUCAUUCCUCUGCUCCACUCUGCUUCCGCUGAACAGGGUGGCCAGGAGAAGCUGCUCGACCUGCAGGACGUGUUCCGCCGCUUCGCUUUCGACUGCAUAUGCAAGAUCUCCUUCGGCCUCGACCCCGGCUGCCUCGAGCUGUCCCUGCCUAUGUCGGCGUUCGCCGACGCUUUCGACACGGCGUCGAUGCUCUCGGCGCGGCGAGCGACGGCGCCCAUGCACGUGGUCUGGAAGCUUAAGCGGUUGCUCAACAUAGGGGAUGAGCGGGAGCUCCGCGACGCGAUCGGCCUCGUCGACGAUCUUGCCGCCGAGGUCAUCCGGCAGCGCCGCAAGCUCGGCUCCGCUACUGCCUCGGGCGACGACCUCCUGUCGCGCUUCAUGGGCUCCAUCAACGACGACAAGUACCUCCGCGACAUCGUCGUGAGCUUCCUGCUGGCCGGGCGCGACACCGUCGCCUCUGCUCUCACCGCCUUCUUCCUGCUCCUCUCCGACCACCCCCACGUCGCCGACGCGAUCCGGGACGAGGUCUCCCGCGUCACCGCCGGAGGGAGAGACGUCGACGACCACCCCGCGAUCGCCUCCUCCGAGAAUCUCAAGGACAUGCACUACGUGCACGCGGCCCUGUACGAGUGCAUGCGGCUGUUCCCGCCGGUGCAGUUCGACUCCAAGUUCGCGGCCGGGGAGGACACGCUCCCGGACGGCACGCCCGUGGCCAAGGGCACCCGGGUGACCUACCACGCGUACGCCAUGGGGCGGAUGGAGUCCGUGUGGGGGCCCGACUGCGCCGAGUUCCGGCCGGAGAGGUGGCUCCGGGACAGCCAGUUCGUGCCGGAGAGCCCGUACCGGUACCCGGUGUUCCAGGGCGGCGUGCGCGUCUGCAUUGGCAAGGAGCUGGCCAUCAUGGAGAUGAAGGCCGCCAUCGUGGCCGUGGUCCAGGGCUUCGACAUCGAGACGGUGGGGCGGAGCUCGCGGCGGCCCAAGUUCGCGCCGGGGCUCACCGCCACGUUCGCCGGGGGGGUGCCGGUCAAAGUGCGCCGGCGAGCACGUGCGCGCGGCUAGGUUUAUACAGUAACUUUUUUUUUUACUUAGUCAAAACGUCGCCGUCAGCCGCACGGGAUGGAUGGAUCUAUUCGUUUCAUCUUUGCUUUGCGACCGCACAUCGGAUGUGAUCGGGCGCACGCAAACUUGUUGUAAUCCACUCCUGCUCGAGAGUCAAUGGCAGCACCCAGCUUGGUGAGUGCGCUGGAAGGAAU